Messenger RNA from Anthonomus grandis grandis, 1827 nucleotides. RefSeq names its product neurogenic locus notch homolog protein 1. The transcript is spliced from 10 exons. The record is from RefSeq and is a predicted model, not a curated record. Lineage: Eukaryota; Metazoa; Arthropoda; Insecta; Coleoptera; Curculionidae. The coding region runs from base 106 to 1644 and encodes 512 amino acids.
GGGGAAGGCGAACAACAAAACUUGAUGUUAAACAAACAAUGAUCAGUAUUUUUGUUGUGACUAUCUGUUUAAUAUAAUAUACAGGUGGUGUUUCAAGACAAAAAGAUGGGGACCACGUCUGCAGCACUAUGGUCUUUGGUACUUCUUCAGGUAUACUCUCUCGCAUCAGGUGAGCCCUCACAAUAUAGAACUUACCGAAUUCUAAACACCGGUACAAGAUACCAAGACUAUUACUCUUACAACAGUAACCCAUAUGUGGAGCACCCUUACAGAUACACAUAUACCGAAUCAAGACCGGUCAACGACGGUAAAGUUUAUAUAACAGACAAGUACGGUAACACAAUUGCCCACACACAAAGCGAAUAUGAUAGAAGAUAUGUACAGGGUGCUCGGUACAGAUCUAUUGGGGACUGUUUAUAUUGUCCCAGUGGUUAUUUUAGAGAAGCAAUGCAAGUCACAACUUGUACGGCCAAUACCUGUGGACAAAACGCUCAGUGCCAAGUAAUAGGUGGUAGACCAGUUUGUUCUUGCUACAGGGGAUACUCUGGGGAUCCUCUAUCUGUAUGUACUAGGUCAGAAUGUCUCUCAGAUGGAGAAUGUAGGGAUCAUUUAACAUGCAGAAAUGGCAGAUGCAUUGAUCCAUGCGCAGGAACUUGUGGAGUAAAUGCUGACUGUCAAGCCAGAAACCACGUGCCCGUUUGUAGUUGCCCUCCAGGAUAUACUGGAAGCCCUUUUAGCAGUUGUAGGAGAUUUGAUCCCUCUGAGUUGUGCCAUCCUAGUCCUUGUGGACAAAACACUAACUGUGAAGUAGUUAAUGGGGUGCCCACCUGUAAAUGUCGUCCAGGGUUUCAGGGUUCUCCCAUAGCAGGAUGUCGUCACGAAUGCGAAAGUGAUGGUGAAUGUAAUUCUAAUCAGGCUUGCAUAGAUUUCCGUUGCCAAAAUCCCUGCAGUACACAAUGCGGUGAAAAUGCAGACUGCCAAGUUAGAAACCAUCAGGCCAUUUGUUCUUGUCCCAAGAAUUACUUUGGCAACCCUUCGAUAUCUUGCAAACCGGAAUGCUACGGUGACGUAGACUGCCCACCAGGUAGACCCGCCUGUUUCUAUGGUAUUUGCAAAAGCCCGUGCGAGGGAGUCUGCGGUGUAGGUGCUGAUUGUAACUUGAGAGGACUGACACCAGUUUGUUCUUGUCCGAAGGAUAUGACCGGGGAUCCGUUUGUGAGGUGUAGACCUUUUGAAGCACGCGAUCUCUGUGAACCGAAUCCUUGCGGAGCCAAUGCAUACUGUGAACCUGGAUUCGAGACUAGGAAUCCUUCAAAAGAACGCCCGGUGUGUUUCUGUCAAACCGGGUAUGUUGGCAAUCCCGUAACAGGAUGCAGCAGGGGUGAAUGUUUAGGAGAUGGUGAUUGUCCUAGCAACAGAGCUUGUAUUGACUAUGCAUGCCAAAAUCCCUGCGUAGGCCAAUGCGGAGUUAACGCGGAAUGUAAUCCAAGGAACCACUUGGCUGUGUGCACGUGUCCUCAAGGGUACCAAGGAGACGCUUUAAGUCAGUGCUAUCUUAACAGAGGGCAAACAGCAGCAAGAUAUAUUAGAUAUAAGCGUGCCCAAGAAGAAUUAAAAGGAAAUGGUACCAUUACGACACCUUAAAAUGUUGUUGUCUUAAUUGACACCAAAAUUAUCGCACUUUUGUUCAAUAAUUCGUAAUAUUUUUUAACUUGUAGAUAGUGUUAUUGUUUUUAAAAAUGGCUGCCUUAAAGUAACAUAUUCAAACUGCCAUUAAAGUAAUUUCAUUGUUGAUAUUUUUUUUAAUAUAUUUUGUUUGUAAUUUGA